AAUAGAGAAUAAAUGAUGAUGAACUGCAGUAAAUGGGACAUAGAUAAUUAUGAACUACACAAACACGUGCAAUCUUUGUAUAUAAAGCAGUGAAUAUCAGACGUUCAUUAUCAACUACAGUCCCUGUUUUUGGUGAAACCAUGAUGUGGUCUGUAUUGCUAUUGGUGACUCUCUGCAUGGUCCUGAUGGAGGUUAUCCCAUCCUCUCAACUACCAGCUGAGGAUAAUGAAAUGUUCGCCUUCCAAAAUGGACAUUUAGGAGACGGGCCGCCUGGUAAAAGAGAUGUGAGUUUUGAUGGGCAAUCCGGAGACGGGCCACCUGGUAAAAGAGAUGUGAGUUUUGAUGGGCAAUCCGGAGACGGGCCACCUGGUAAAAGAGAUGUGAGUGAUGUUAACGACAAGGGCAGACUGUUGCACAGAGAGGAUUGUUGGCCUCCGUCAUUGUGCAGAAGACGUUAGUAACGUAACAGCUCAAGACUGGCCUUAUUGUAUUGCAGCUCUAAUCCAACGUAUGGUUGUUUGUUCUUAGCCUUGAUACUUGUAUUUUGUGAAAAAUACUGUAUAAUCACGGUGAAAAUUUAUAGAAAUAAAUAACGACGAGGGCAUACUAUUGCACGGAGAGGAUUGCUGGCCUCCGUCAUUGUGCAGAAGACGUUAGUACUGUAGCAGCUCAAGACUGCCCUUAUUGUAUUGCAGCUCUAAUCUAACUUAUGCUUGUUUUUUCUUAGCCUAUAUACUUGUACUUUGCGAUCAAUACUGUAUAAUAACGAUGAAGU
This is a messenger RNA of Homalodisca vitripennis (glassy-winged sharpshooter), 775 nucleotides long. RefSeq names its product eukaryotic translation initiation factor 3 subunit A-like. Bases 141 to 458 code for a protein of 105 amino acids. The transcript has 5 exons. NCBI's taxonomy places the organism in Eukaryota, Metazoa, Arthropoda, Insecta, Hemiptera, Cicadellidae. The record is from RefSeq and is a predicted model, not a curated record.